This is a messenger RNA of Dromaius novaehollandiae (emu), 4146 nucleotides long. It is a transcript of the gene JSRP1, whose product is annotated as junctional sarcoplasmic reticulum protein 1. The coding region runs from base 1725 to 3062 and encodes 445 amino acids. The record is from RefSeq and is a predicted model, not a curated record. NCBI's taxonomy places the organism in Eukaryota, Metazoa, Chordata, Aves, Casuariiformes, Dromaiidae. The transcript is spliced from 9 exons.
AUGCCAGCAUGGAGCUGAACCUUGCUCAGGCAGGACUGCAGAGCCCUCCAUACGGAGCUGGGCUGGAGAUGGUGCCCGCAAAGCCCAGCGGCCCUUGGCGUUGGCAGCGCUGGGACCUUCCUAGCUGAGAGUCGGUUAGUGCGUACCGUGGGCAUGCUGAAUGAGCACCGAGUGCCAGAUGGGCUCCUCUCUGUGUCCCUGAACUCACUGCAAACCUGCGCCCAAGCCCAUGGAGACACCAGACUCUUUCAGGCCUGAACGUAGGCUUGGGCCCGGGCUUAGCAGGCAACGCUGAAAUUCACGUCAUUAAAUGAGGACAAGAGCCGAACCUGGCCUACGUGCAGGGUUGGAGGAUAAAUGCUUUGAGGACUGGAGGAAGACUGCUGUUUCCCAGGCCUGGGGAAUCCAGCUGGAUGGGUCUGGUGUAGCCAGGGAUGAAACCCAACUCGCAGCCAGUGGGUGGAAAGACCUGGAAAUGCACCUGGUGAGCUGGUGUACCCGGACCAGGACCUGGGGAAGCAGCAAAUCCAUCCACACAGCUGGCCUCCAGCAUCUGCCUUCCCUUGUACAUGUGGCAGGAGAAGACAGAGGCAGGACCGGGGGGCUGCUGUAGGAAUGGGGUCUCUGGGGACAGUGGAUGAAUUGCGGGGAAAAAAGGAAAAUUCAUCACCAGAACUAACCUGCGCCAGAAAUAAUCACUGACUAAUUUUAUGUCUUGAUGAUUGCCUUUUAACUGCGAGUUAUUACAGACAGCGAGAAAGAAGAUUGUGUCCUGGUGGGAGGAUAAAUGAGUGUUGCCAUAGGAGCGAGGCGAUGCUGCGGCACCGCUCGGUCCAUCCGGACCCACAAACCCGGGCUCUUGGACUACCAACCGCCGAGCCGCGGCAGAGCCCCGGGGGUGGCAACGCGCCGCGGCGAGAAAAGCACCCGUGCGAAUCCGAGGCGAGCUGACAGCCUGGGAAGGUGGAGAAGAUGGAUUUGCAUCGACGAGCCAAAGCCGGAGAGCUGAUAUUUAGCGUGAACGCUGAGCAGAGCCCGUGGGCGGCCGGGCCCCGUCCGUCGCGCUGGUUGACCACCCUCUUGUGCUGCUCCACCAGGCACUUUCUCCCUGCGUUUUUGCAUAGCUGGAUCACAUUUCCAAGGCUUUUCCCCCAACUUCUCCAAGCAAGCCUGGUCCCAGGAGCACUUAUCAGUCUCAGGACAAGGGACAAGCAGGGACUGAGGGGAGUUGCAAGGGAUUAGGAAAGAAUUGGCCCCUGGGAAUCACUUUCCUCCAUCUGCCUGGGUUAAAUUGUAUAGUGGUGACAGAGGCUUUUGAACUUGGCUGGGGAGUGUUCAGAGCUAAACGUGUGGAGGCAAAAACACUCCCAGUCCCUCCCCGCUGCAGGAAACGUGUGUUGAAAGAUCCCCCAGAAGGGAUGGGAGAGCAGCUCUCCAUCCCAUGUCCCCGCUCAGGGAUGAAGCGCUGCUUGGGCUCCGCGUGCCUGCAAACAUUAAUCACUCACCCCCCCCUUUUUUUUUCCCUGGGAGGACAAGCUAGUCAGCAGGAGAUGGGGGCAAGAUUACGAUUCUGCAAGCAUCACGUGAAACGCGAUUAACCGGGAACAGAAGGGAUUUUUAGUUGGCCUGUGUGUGAUUUUCUGCUUUCAUUGCAUCCCUGUAAAGCAAACAUGCCUCGCCGGUUAACUGCCCCGACCUUACCGGAGUGGGAAUAAAACAGAAAAAUGCCCUCGGCAUGCGAGCCGCAGCCCUGGCACGGCGAGGAGGAUCCGGCAGCUGUUGCUGUAUAUUACCCCGGCGAGACGGAGGCAGAGCGGAGGCGAGGCGGCCGCGUCGGAGCCCUAGCGAGCCUCCCUCGAGGUGACAUGGCAGCGGGUCCCUGGGAGGUGCUGGAGACAGACUUGGGAUGCCCUGAGGCCACCGAGGAGCUGCCCGGGCAGGCGGGGAGCGCUCAGAGGCGGCCGAGGAAGGACGUGAGAAAAGAUGCCGAUGUGCCGGGGAGCAGCGACAGGACGAACAGCAGGGCCCAUGGCCUAGAGGAGGAGGCGUCCCAACUUGCUGUCUCCGAGGAGGAUCGAGACGAGCACGGGCUGAGCAUGCCGGAACCGGCGCCCCUCGGCGCGGACAAGAAAGCGGUGGAGAAGAAGCGUGCGGAGAAGGUGGGAGCGAAAAGCAGCACCUCCGUGCCCCCAGUCCCCAAGAGCCUCCCCGUGAAGAGGGAAGUGGAGCCCCAGAGCCUUGACCCCGCAGAGGAGCCGCUCAUCUGGGAAGGGCUCACCCUCAACAAAUGCAUCCUCGUGGCCUCCUUCGUCGCCCUGCUCAGCGUCAGCUUCCAGGUGCUCCAAGCGCCUUGCUCUAGGGAAGGAAUUAGCAGUGACAGACAGGCCCCUCCACCUCCACCUCCACCCCUUCACGAGGUCAUCGACACCGAGGAGGACGUCCCAGAAGUGGUGGCUGCCCCACCGGUCCAGCCCGAGAGCAGCCUGUUCGAGGACAGUGAUGGUGACGAUGACAAGGAUGAUGACAGUGAUGCUGACAGCAAUCUGGCCAAGCCGUGGAUCUUCAAGAAAUGGUUUGGCCGCUUGGAGCCGGAGGACAAAGAGGAAGAGCCUGAAGUUGAACCCGAGGAGCCACCAGCCAAGGUCGAGGUGAGGAAGAGCCGAGAGAAGCCCAGAGGCCCGGAGAGGAAAGAAGAGAAGCCCAAGGAAAGUCGUGUGGCCCAGACGGAGAGGAGCAGUCGGAAGGAGACGCGACCCAAGGACAGAGCCCCUGAGGACAAGGCUGGCAGAGCCCCAAGGGCACCCAAGGAGCCGGAGCAGCAGCCCUACAAGAAGCGGGGUCGGGAGGGCAAGGAGGGCAGGCGAGAAGGGAGGGAGCGGGAAGAGCACAGGAAGGACGAGUGGAAGGGCCGCCCCGCCAAGGCUGACCGCGAGGACAACCGGAAGCGGGACUGGAGGCAGCAGCGAGGAGAGCAGAAGGGCAAGAAGCCCUGGGAGCAUCACACGUCCACCCCGGGGAAGGACGGCACUGCCAGGCCCAGGGAAGGCAAGAAGCGUGACUGAGACCCCGGCCCGCGGGGCUGGGAUGAACAAGGGGCUGAGCAACACUAAAUCCAGGGGGGUCCAAACUCCCCCCAGCCUGGGCGCUGCAGCUAGCACCCCAGCAACCCCCCAGGGCCAAGAUCCACCCACUCUCCUACCACUCCCUGCCUGCUCUCCGGAGACACUGGACUCCAUCUGUGUGCCGAAAUCCCCAGCCACAGCCGUGCCUCCACCCCAUGCUUCGAGGGGAGCCAGCAGCUCACGUGGCUGGAGCAUUGGGUGAGGACACCUGGGUCCUGUUUCCCACUCUGCCACCAGCUCGCUGGGACACCCUGCCCACGUCACGUCACUUCUUUAUCCCUCCACCUCCCCCAUCCCCAAGCCGUGCGUCGCAGUCGGAGCAGGCAGGCGCUCCGGCAUCUCCGAGCAGAGGCACCAGACAGUGAGAGCAGCCCGGGAGCAUGGCACAAGCCUCCCCGUGGCCUUUGGGCCCCUCUGGAUUAGAUGCAUAAAGGCAAGCUGACACGACCGGGGAAGGGAGCUUCUCUCCACUUGGGCUUUGUGCUCAUUCUCCAUCCUCUUGCCGUUCACCUCUGCUCUGCAAACCAGGCCAACCACACGGUACCCGAGGCACCAGGAUGGCGCAGCCAGCCCGGAGCCGCCGUAGCGAUCCCAGCGAACAGAGUUUGCCUGCAGGCUGUUUAGCGCUUGAAUUCAAUUAAUAGUUUUAUUAAAAGCAAAUCAAAAGACAAGUUUGUUCUGGGUUAAAGAAGCCAGGCUGCUGCUAUCCUUGGAUGGACUUCAGGGAAACAAGCACAAAGACCUAGCCAGGCCCUGGUGCCAUCGCCACAGGAUGAAGCGAAGCUUGCUAGAAACAAAACACCGCUGACACAGCCCAUGGCCCUGGGCUCCCUUUGGGACUUGCCUUUACAGAGUAGCUUAUAGGAACAAACCAGAAGUGCAAUAUCUCGCCAUGCUGUAGUAACUACAGGAGACAUUAACAGCCCCAAACUGUGGCAGAUUGCAGUAUUUACUACAUCAAUAGAGGUUAAAAUGAACUAUUUUCAUUUUUAAUAAUGUAUUAAAUUGAACGUUUUAAAAAAAA